Molecule: messenger RNA, 576 nt
Organism: Vicia villosa (hairy vetch)
Lineage: Eukaryota; Viridiplantae; Streptophyta; Magnoliopsida; Fabales; Fabaceae
Product: glycine-rich protein 5-like
Exons: 1
Coding region: 1-576 (191 amino acids)
Source: RefSeq, a predicted model, not a curated record
AUGAUUUCUAAAUUGUUUUUACUUGCUUUUCUCUGUCCAGUUACCUGUCUAGCUACCGGUUUUAGAAAGAUUGGUGAAAGUGGUGAAGAACUUCUUCGUUCGCCUAGCUAUGGUGGUGGUAGUACAAAUGGUAAUAGUGGAGCAAUAGGUGGUGGUGGAGGAUAUGGUGAAGAACCUAGUUUUGGGGGCAAAGGUAGAUUUAGUCCUCGAAAUGGUGGUAGAGGAUCUAGCAAUGGAGAUGGUGGUUAUGGAGGAUGUGGCGGUGGAGGAAUAGUUGGCAGUUAUGGUCAUGAAAAUGAACCAUCUAGUGGUGGAGGAAUAGGUGGAAGUCAUGGUGAUGGAAAUGGAGGAUCCGGCAGUAGAGGUACAAGUGGUGGUUAUGGUGGCAGUAAUGAAGGAUCUGGUGGUGGAGUAAUUGGUGGUGGUUAUACGGAUGGACAUGGAGUAUUUAGAAGAGGAGGUGAUGUUGCUGAUAUGGGAAGUGGAGGAUAUGGAGGUGGAAAUACAGGUAACGGUGAUAUAGGUGAUGCUUGUGGUGAUAGUGAGGGGAAAUUUUUCAAUCACCUACCACCAUAA